Molecule: messenger RNA, 903 nt
Organism: Toxorhynchites rutilus septentrionalis
Lineage: Eukaryota; Metazoa; Arthropoda; Insecta; Diptera; Culicidae
Exons: 1
Coding region: 1-903 (300 amino acids)
Biological process (GO): DNA integration
Molecular function (GO): nucleic acid binding
Source: RefSeq, a predicted model, not a curated record
AUGCCCGUAACCUUGGUCAGUGACAACGGUACCCAGUUUACCAGCGCCGAAUUCGCCGAUUUCUGCGCUUCCAAUGGCAUCGAGCACCUUACGACAGCACCGUUUCAUCCACAAUCAAAUGGCCAGGCGGAACGAUUUGUGGAUACCUUCAAGCGAGCCGUCAAGAAAAUUCGAGAGGGGAGAGGAUCCAUUGAAGAAGCACUGGAUGUCUUCUUGCUGACGUACCGAAGCACGCCCAGUCGUGCUCUGCCGGAUCAGAAGUCGCCAUCUGAGAUCAUGUUUGGUCGCAAAAUCCGAACGUGUCUCGAGCUUCUGCGUCCACCACCGGUACGUGUCCCAGUACCAACCGACGAUGACCGCAAGCAACCGAGGUCCUUCAACCGAAACGAGACCGUGUACGCCAAACUAUAUGGUCGUACCGGUUGGAAGUGGGCUCCUGGUGUCGUCGUCGAGAAGAUCGGAGACGUUAUGUACAACGUGUGGGUCGAAGAUCGCCGAAUGCUACGCUCGCAUAUCAACCAACUUCGGAGUCGCCUUGCUGCUGGCGCGAUACCGAAGCAACCCACUGUACAUGCCACCUUAAACCAACAUUCGCUGCCGCUGGACAUUUUGCUGGAUGCCUGGGAUCUCCCAAGCCAAUCACCAGGUCCAUCUUCACCAGAGCCUGUCUCCAGUGCUGAGAGAACCAUGGUAGAUUCCGGGCCGACUCUUGCAACGUCUACGCCACGUCAUGAGGUCUCGGCGUUCGUCCCGUCAUCAGCAUCGUCAUCAUCAACAACAACAACGCCAACAUCGACAGAGUUCGAGUCCGCUGUCGAAGUAGAACUAGCUGUAGACAUCCCUAGGCGCUCUUCACGACUACGAAGACCGCCAGUAAGGUUUGAUCCGUACCACCUCUAUUAA